Pseudomyrmex gracilis is the source of this 447-nucleotide messenger RNA. RefSeq lists its product as uncharacterized. Lineage: Eukaryota; Metazoa; Arthropoda; Insecta; Hymenoptera; Formicidae. The coding region runs from base 1 to 447 and encodes 148 amino acids. Gene Ontology annotation, molecular function: nucleic acid binding. The transcript has a single exon. The record is from RefSeq and is a predicted model, not a curated record.
AUGACUGAAGACGAUCCACGCUCUGGACGGCCUUUACCAUCAAAAACAGAAGACAACAUCGAGAAAAUUGGUAAAUUGAUCCGUGAAAAUCGUCGUCUGAGUAUCCGUGUUCUUGCUGAAGUCUCAGGAAUUAAUAGAGAAAGUAUCCGUCAGAUUUUGCAUGAAUCAUUGAACAUGAGAAAAGUUUGCGCAAAAAUGGUGCCAAGACUUCUCACUGCAGAACAAAAGGAAUUGAGAAUGAACAUUUGUGUUGACCUUUUGAACAACAUUAGCGCUGAUCCAGAUUUGUUAGACAGAGUGAUUACUUGCGACGAGUCGUGGCUUUUUACCUAUGACCCAGAAACAAAGCGUCAGUCGAUGCAUUGGAAGAGUCCGAGUUCACCGCGUCAAAAAAAAGCCAAAAUGUUAAAAUCAAAAUUUAAGACCAUGAUGGUUGUUUUUUUUUGA